UGGUAAGCUCACAUAAAUAACGCUUUAAGGAAAUCAUUUCGCCCUUUUCGUAUACUCAACAUAACGUAUCGAUCAGCGCGUAAUGAAUGAAAGCCUCGAAACUGUGAAGCUUCCUACCAUACUAUUGGUUGCGCUGCUUUAGGUAACGCCCAGUGCUAUCCAAGCUUUCAGUUACGCUAUACAAAAUAAGUAAAUAUACAUGGUAAUGGAUAGAAAAAGGUCGCUGUAUUUCGCAUCUCUGAUCCUGUUACUCGUUACGUAUCGAGGUAUACAUGGAGAGGAAGAUGAAGAAGAGGAAGAAGAGAAAGAAGAUAUAGUAGAUUACAAGUCGGAUGUUGAUACAGGCAAAUAUGUCUUUCAUGGUCAAGGUGUUACUCUCUACUGUAACGUUCGUAACAAAAAUCCUGACGAAGUUAAGAAAUUUUAUUGGGAUUUUAACGGCGAGAGAAUAUAUACCAAGAGGAAGUAUAUAAAUAUAGAAAAGAAUUCAAUUUUCUUUGGAGAAAUUGAUGAUCAGAACAAGAAUCCUUUCGCUAUACAUAUUAAAAGAGCGAGUAUUAAGAUGGCUGGAAAAUAUAAGUGCUCUGUAACUUAUCUUAAUGAAAAGACAGAAACAUCUGAGUUUUACCUUCCUGUAAUAAUGGAUGCUUGCAAAGAUUCUGAUUGGAAAUUCACUCUGAAUCGAGAAUCGUGCGAAGAGACCUUUGAAAUGAAGUGCGUUGGGGUGUUUCCAAGGCCCCUUCCUCAAUGUUUAUUCGAAGGACCUCAAGAAAAGCAAAGUAUUAGCUUGCAUAUCGAACAACUUCAUAAUAAAACCUAUAAAAUCUCCAUACACUCCAUAUAUAAGAAGAAAGAUUUCGAAGAGAAUGUCACAGAUCUUACACUCAGCUGUAAGUUUGUUUUGGAUGGAACCACCUACGAAUUUGGUAUUGAAAGACGCAUGUUUGGAGAGCGAGGAUGCCCGAAAGAUUAUCCGGAUGCCGGAGAAGGAUACGUUAACACCACUAAUAUCGAGAAUUCAUGUUGGAAUCAGCCUGCAAAUGGUUCCAUUCUCACAUAUAAUUGCAACGAUGAGAAAACCAAAAAUCUCGUCUGCAUUAAUGAUACUUGGCAAGACGAAUCGGGAUAUAUUGUUAGCGAUCGACCUUAUUGCGGUGACGGUGGGAAGAUGAAUGGAAUUUCGUCGUUUACCAUAUUAAUAGCUAUCCUAAUGUUAUAUUAUUAUUAUUAUUAAAGGUAUAUAUAUUUAUGUAUAUAUUUCCAUCAUGUGUUCAAACGAGGCCUUCAGCAUUCAUUUUCAACAGUCCAUCAAGUUCAUCACCAAGUAAAAUAGAAUUUAAUAUUGUUAAAUCAUUAAAAAAAAUAAUUAUUAUCUAUCAAAAUAUUUGUUAAUACUUUCAAAUUAUAAUCUUGAUGCACAUAUAAAUAUAUAAA
Centruroides sculpturatus (bark scorpion) is the source of this 1434-nucleotide messenger RNA. RefSeq lists its product as uncharacterized. The record is from RefSeq and is a predicted model, not a curated record. Lineage: Eukaryota; Metazoa; Arthropoda; Arachnida; Scorpiones; Buthidae. The transcript has 5 exons. The coding region runs from base 200 to 1234 and encodes 344 amino acids.